Molecule: messenger RNA, 4648 nt
Organism: Hymenoscyphus albidus
Lineage: Eukaryota; Fungi; Ascomycota; Leotiomycetes; Helotiales; Helotiaceae
Source: the annotation of a GenBank genome assembly
AUGUUUUCCCCAACAACUUUCUUGGGUGCUUUCGCGGCCACCGUUGCUAUCGUUACAGCGGAAUUCAUUUCAAAGUGCGAAACUCCAGUCCUAGAAACGGGGUUUGCCAAUCGAGGCAUUAUGACAGCUCAGUGCAUGAACGAUAACGGCCACUACAUCGUCACCUCCAUAGACCUCAACGCCUGUCUCAAUAACUACCAAGGAAAGCUUUAUAUGGGUCCAUUGAGCGUUAAAUCUUUUUGUGCCUGCUGACUGUCUUUCUUAGUGUGGAGGGUAAAUGAUACUGUUCUAUCUAAGCAGAAAGUCCCUCUGGGGUGAUCUUAAUUUGUGAAAAGAAGCGGAGCCAUGGAUAGUUGUAAUCCUGCCUCAAAUCCAUGCCACUUAUCCAGCUCGAUUUUAUCGGUUUUACAAUGUAAUUGUGGCAACGGGCCAACAGAAAUCAAUCUUAGUAAGAUAGACCCAGAAUGUGAAAGCUUCAUGAAAAGGUCGAACCUGGCUAACUAUAUUGUUCAGAUUCAUGUCUCCACCUUGAACACGGAGUUUUAAAAUGUGGGGAGAAAUGACAGGCUUAUGGGAAUUGAGGAUGUACAAAAUAUACUUCUUAUGAAAGAUUCGACGUUAUUAUGGAUUUCAUACGCAGUUCUGGGCAGUCAAGGAGGAACGAAUUUCAUUCACCUCACUCGAGUUCAUCAUUUCGCUCCAAUUUUGGAGAUAGACCAAAACGCACAUGGCGUCUACCCCAAUGUGGCCAUAUACUCAGCAGCCUUAGAAGCCCAUCCUCUAGACACCUCAUUGAGAUCAUCUCUCAACUUCAAUUCCUGAAUUCAUUUGCCAGAAUUUCCACCUCUCACUAUUUAGUCCACCAGGCCCCUCAUAUUGGGUCACCUCACCCUCGAUCACCCGAUACAUGUUAUUUUGGCUCACCAAUGUCCUUCCCUGACUUUUGUGAAACCAUGUACCAGCCGUCAUAAUCCACACAGUACAGCUGGGGAUAUUAUCGUCCAAGUUUCUGCCGAUUUCAAGUGUCCAUUGCAUCACCCGAAGCCCAAUUGCAGCUAGCUCAUCCGUUGUUUCCGACUCGAACACUUCUUCCACAACCAAUGUCGAUAUGAAUUUAUUGAUACUGAGCCAUUCUUGGGGUGACCAAAGGUGUGUCUUUUUAUGCGGACUGGUCAAAUCCGAGCCAAAUCUUGAUCUGUAGUCGAAGAACUCAAAAAUUAUCUCUAGAAAUACCGUGAAGUAUUCCACGGAAAUCCAACCAUGCCAUAACAGGGUGGGCAAGCUUCACGCACAUAUUCUGGUGGAUCUGGCUGCUGUCCAAUAGCUUUCAUGAGUAACACAAGACGCUCCAUCCAAGGAUGGCCAAAAGGCAGCUGAAUUGCAAUGUGAAUUAUCUCGCCAAAGAAAGUUGAGGAUAACCUAGUGCAGAAAGUAUUGUCUCGGGAUCCUCUUUCAAAAUGGUUCCACUCAUGAAAGGUUCUAAGAGUUCCUUAGCUGCCAUUUCUGGACUCGAUGUUGAUGCCAGGUAAUUUUGAAUAAUUUCGAAUGGCUUGUUAUGCUCCAGCCAGUCAUGCCCUGGAUUUAGAUGAGGCAUGAUGUGUUAAAUAUGAAGAAAAUUGGCGUUGAAACAGCGUUCGUUCAGGGUGGAUAAGGCUUCUUAUUGUGCGAGCGCUUGGUAAAAGGGCGUUGGGAAAUUGGACACGGGCGAACGGAGUUGAAUAAUGAAGUAUUUUGGCAAGAUGUAGGAGUGCCUUCGGUAUUGCAAACACCAUCGAUAAGGAUGGAAUCCGAGCGACAUGCUCCCUUGAGUAUUUUUUGACCUUGGUGUUGGAACUUUACGUAUAGCACAGCCCCAAAGUUCUUGGCAGUUGGUGAUGGCACAGUAAGACAUAAUUACGAAGCCACUUUAUUUCACAUGCACAGCAUAACGAAAUCAUCACCUCUAGCUCCUGGAAAUCUUGGGGACUCUUCAACAAGUACUCCGUACUUUACAUCUCCAGAUACCAAAGAUCUACGGCAAAAGACUCGUCCACGUUCUUGAUCCACAUAAAAAGUGCCUGAACUGUCCAGAAGAUGCGUAGAUAUCUACGUACGGUAUGUCGGGCUAUUUUCAAAUGUAUAUGCAAUUAUAGUUUCUUCGUUCCUAUACUAUAGACACAUUGCUUCCUAACGAAACACAACAAUCUAUCCACUUCACUUCGCUAAUUCUACGGAUAGAAAAGGACAAUGUUGGUUUGACUUAUUCAGUCAAAUGGGUGAUGCAAAAGACCUAUAUUACUAUGGUAAUAACUAAGUCUCUGACAUUGCAUUGUCCGAGCAAGUGUAGCUAGCUAAGUCCCUACAUACUUAUAGAUGCCAUAGUACGCUAUUCAUAAAGGAGCGGAGCAAGCUAACAAUCAUUCACUAUUAUAAACCGACAGAUAAAAAGAAAUCCAAGUACUUGAAUACCAAACAACAUGACUUAAUCAGACGUAGUAUUAUAGCAGGGGUUUAUUGUGAAUUGAGGAAGUGCUUACUAAGUAACUCGGUGGGAUAAAUAUCCCCCAUUCGAGUAAACUCCUGCAUCAACAACACCACAGUUAUCGUCACAUCGCACGAUUCUGGGUUCUUUUGACCCGCCCUCAUACCCCUCUAGAUAGUCUCGCAUUAAGUUAGAAAUGCCCCUGUACAGUAAGCGAGGCCUAGGAUGCUAAUACUUCUUCAUGAUACACUAAAUGGAGCCUUCUGGUUGGUCUAUAAUGUGUGAGAAGUCCAAGCAUUUGAAGCCAGCCAGCGAUAUAAGAAUUCAACAAUAAGCCUCUUUUGUGACGUGACGAAUGGACGAUAAAUCCUCCAUUAUCCUAGUGGUUCCUGCCCAACAUAAGAGAUGUGUUCAAAAAGGCUCGUUUCCAAAACGUAAGAACUCGAAUACUCGUACAGCGAUCAACAAGACGAUAGAAUAUGCACAAUAUGCAUUACUCACCCGCUAUACCAUAACCACCAGCUCCCAGUAUCUAGCUUCAAUCAAUCUAGAAAUAUCACUAGGUAUUUCCUAUUUUUCACCAUCGAAAAGUUCGAAUUUUCAAAGAGAUACAAUUGCUUUAAAUACACAAAUGUCCCUAUGGGUUCUACAUUGGACUCAAGUUUAUUUUACUCGUAUGAAGUAACAUUUCAGGAACAGUAUACAAAAAAUGCAAGCCGUGUUACUUAACAAUCUCCUAGCAUAUGAAUAUCUACCCCAUUUUUAUAUACAAGAGCUCACAGAAUCACAGAAAGAGAUUCAUACUUUGAACUCAGAACAGCAGGAACAUCGUAGUGUACCUUAAGAGUGACAGAGUGAGCGCUGUGAUCAAAGCCCUAGCUCAAAGGAGUCUUGUUCACAUAGUAAGGAUGUUAAUUGAAGAAACUAAAAAGUAGAAUGAUAGAGAAAUAUUAUUUCUACAGGAGCUUAAGAUCUCCCUCUCUGGGUUAAGUUCAAAUGGUUGAUCUGUGGAAUAGCUUCCCAGGCAUCGCUAUGCCAAAGAAUUUUCAUGUGGAAGAACUUGUAAUUUCACACUUCCCCUGUUGUUUUUCCUUAUUCAAUAGAGCUUAAAGAGGUUUUUCUCACCAACCAACGUUGCAUUCUAAAGUCAAUUUCCACGGUCAAGCUCCCAAUGACACGACACUGUUUACGAUAAACCCUCUCAAGUCUAUACCUCGUAUAUAAGCGAAAUGUUGGUUGGAAGUUAGUUGGAAAUGUUGGAUCUCAGUUGGUCCCCCAAACACACAUAAUCUUCCACACAUCUUCAUCAAUCUACCUCCAUACCUCACUCCUCCCCCAAAAAUACUCUCCUCUAAACAUGCCAUCCAUAACCACAAUCCUCACCUAAUUCUUCCCACCCCCCGCCCCCCUCACGGAAACCACCCACCCUUCCCAAGCCGGAAAAGUCUUCAUCAUAACAGGCGGCAGCAGCGGGGUAGGCUUCGAGCUCUCCCAAAUCCUCUACCAGGCCGGGAGAACAGUAUACUGCAUGUCACACCACUCCGGUCGAGGCCUCGCAGCAAUCGAGAAGAUCCAGAGUACCGUAAACACGCGAAGCGAACGAGUCUCCCCCUCGACCUCGCAGACCUCUCCACCAUCGCACCCGCCAUCACCGCCUUCCUCGCACGCGAAAAGCGGCUCGAUGUCCUAUUCAACAACGCAGGACGCGCUAGUAUGCCCUUAGAAUAUAAAACCGUCCAAGGCCACGAACCACACUUCGGCAUCAACUGCGCAGGAACAUGGCUCGUAACCCACCUCCUAGCCCCCAUUCUCCAAUUAACCGCAAAAGUCUCCCCACCAAACACCAUCCGCAUAACAUGGACAGCCUCCGUGCUCGUCGAUAUCAUGGCACCUCUCGGCGGUGUCGUAAUGAAAAACGUCCGCAACCCCUCCACAAACCGCCACGAACACUACUCCGCCUCCAAAGCCGGGAAUUACUUCCUAGCCUCAGAAUGGCAUCGUCGCUUCGGCGUCUCAGGGAUCAUCAGUCUAGCGCUGAACCCAGGGAGUCUGAAGACGAAUACGUGGCGCUCGACGCCGUGGUAUCAUUACUGGCCUUAUUACUUUUUUCUUGGGGAGGCGCUGGAUGGCGCGCGGACGAACCUGUGGGCCGCGUUUAAGAAGGGGAUUACGAGUGAGGAUGGGGGA